Castor canadensis (American beaver) is the source of this 2020-nucleotide messenger RNA. RefSeq names its product ORMDL sphingolipid biosynthesis regulator 3 (gene Ormdl3). The record is from RefSeq and is a predicted model, not a curated record. Lineage: Eukaryota; Metazoa; Chordata; Mammalia; Rodentia; Castoridae. Gene Ontology annotation, cellular component: endoplasmic reticulum membrane.
GCUGCCAGCGGGGUGGCUGCCGCCGCUGGUUGUUACCGCGGCUGGAGCAGCCGCUGCUCCUGUGCCCGGGCACCCUUCUCGGGUCCUCGACCUUCGACCCCUCGCGAGCAGUAGUGGAGAGGGGUGGCAGGAUGAAUGUGGGCACAGCACACAGCGAGGUGAACCCCAACACACGGGUUAUGAACAGCCGCGGCAUCUGGCUCUCCUAUGUGCUGGCCAUUGGACUUCUCCAUGUUGUGCUGCUGAGCAUCCCCUUCGUGAGUGUCCCUGUCGUCUGGACCCUUACCAACCUCAUCCACAACAUGGGCAUGUACAUCUUUUUGCACACGGUCAAAGGCACACCCUUCGAGACACCGGACCAGGGCAAGGCGAGAUUGCUAACCCACUGGGAGCAGAUGGACUAUGGGGUCCAGUUCACAGCCUCUCGGAAGUUCUUGACCAUCACACCCAUUGUGCUGUACUUCCUUACCAGCUUCUAUACCAAGUACGACCAGAUCCAUUUCAUCCUCAAUACUGUGUCCUUGAUGAGUGUGCUCAUCCCGAAGUUGCCCCAGCUUCAUGGGGUCCGAAUUUUUGGAAUCAAUAAGUACUGAACGUGCAGCUCCUUCCCCGGCCCUGGGAGGGAUGGAAGGAAAGCCUUUGCUGUGAUGCUGAAGACAGGAGCCUCUGGACACUGCCAGAGAUGGGGUUGUGCCCUGGGCCUGGCUCCCUCCUCGCUUCCCCAGUAGACAACUUGGAGUAGCUUGUAGUGGGGUUGGGGUGGGCCACUGGGCUCUAACCCAUUCUGAUUUUUUUGACCUUUUCCUUUUGCCUUUUGAAUAGAGACUUCAUGGGGUGGUUGUGGAAGGGGCCAGGAUUCCAAGCUGAACAUGGAUUUGUGAGGUUGGGAUAGGAAGCCUGGAAAAACUGCUCUCUUGUUUACCCUCAGGUGGCCGAAGCACUUUAACCCCUGCAAAGGGAGCUGAGGGAUGGUACAGCUUCUGGAUUGUUUCCUUUCAGUUUUCAGUCUAUAAGGUGAAAGUGUGUUUUGAUGUAAGAAAGUGAGUGUGUGAUGACACCUCAUCCUUCUGGGUAGAGAGCUUUCUGGUUCAAGGCACAGGCUUUUGGUGGCUCCUUGGGUAUGGAUUGGGAGUGACGGGGGUUAAGGAGAGGGAAGGUGGAGCCAGUGGGCAUGGCCUGAUUUCAGAAGUGUGGGGCCAGGUACUCCUGUCCCAGUUCUAGUGGAGGUUGGACAUAGUGAGUUGAGUCUUACAAGCUGCAUAGCUGCAGCCAAUGAAGAUUGCUGUAAAAAAGAUGGUUGCAGGGGAACAGAAGUUAGAACCUAACCUCCUUUGGUAUGUGAGUAGGGAGGGGAGCCAGCUUGGAAGAUGAAUUCAACUGCAGAAUGGUGAUGGUGAGAGGGAAGGGAGGCUGCUAUGGGUUUGAAGCUCCUGGGUUAUGUGACGGGGGUGGACAUGGAUAGAAGAGGCCAUGAGUCAUUGUAAGCACAGGUCUGAUUUGACACUAUCCUCUGCAGUGGUGUGAAGGGUGCUGGUGUGGGGAAACUGACAGAAAUGGAAGAAGGUAGGACCUACUGCAGCCUCUCAUCUUGUAACCUUGUGCAUACUGGCUCUGGGGCCAUGCACAUGAGGAGUUGUGAGGCUACCUCCACAUGAGGUUGGUGGCUGCAGAGUCUUCAAGGACUUCUGCCCAAGUGGGUCAGAGGGAGGAGCAAGGAGUGACUGUAGGUGCUGUCUCCUCAGCUCUAGGAGAGGUAGGGCCAGGAACCUGAGAAGAAGCUGGAGAGGAGCCUCCUUUUCCUUUCCCCAGUCCCCCUGGGAACAUGUUCCUUUGAAAAGGUAUGGCUUAAGUCCUCACCAUGGGCCUGAGGGUUGAGGGAGGUCACUUGCCCUGUUUUUUGCCUCCUGGCCUUCCACCUCUACCCCAUGUAUCAUAGGGAACUUUCACUUCACAAUCUUUCUAAGCAAAGUGUGAAUAGGAUUUUUACUCCCUUUGUACAGUAUUCUAAGAAAUGCAAAUA